GCCAUAUGUGGACCUAGUGAAUAUCCUGCUCACCUGUGGCGAGGAGGUGAAAAAGGCAAUAACAAGAAGUGUCCAGGCCCAGUGCGAACAGAACUGGGGAAGUCUCUGCUCCAUCCUGAGCUUCUGCACCUCGGCUGUGCACGGUGACACCAUCCUGAGUCCUGAGAAGAAGCUGGGUGAAGCCAGCAAAGCCACUUCUGGCCGCGGGGACAUGCUGGCCCACUCCGACUCUGACCACAGAGAGAGCUCGCGAGCAUCUAAGGGAGAGAGAGGUACUAAGGGCCACUUGAAUGCCCAUGCCCGCGUGAAAGCUGGGGGCCACGGUCCCAAAGGGGCACACGGGAUCAUGGACCGGGCAGACGAACUGUCCGACUUCUCUGACAUCCGGAGGUGA
This is a messenger RNA of Leptosomus discolor (cuckoo roller), 394 nucleotides long. The record is from RefSeq and is a predicted model, not a curated record. NCBI's taxonomy places the organism in Eukaryota, Metazoa, Chordata, Aves, Leptosomiformes, Leptosomidae.